AUGACAGACCUAGCUGUCAGAGACUCAUUUGUUUGCCACCCAGAAGGCUUUGGUGAAUGGACAGUCAUAUAAGUAUAUUACAUAAAAUAUAUGAGCACAUACCUUUUGCAAAGAGUUUUCACAUUCUGUCUAGUGAAUAACACUAGACAUUUAUUCAUCUGAUAACAACAAUGGUUCUUUCAAAAGUCUCCCAUAUGUUCCCCAUGAUAAUUUCUGGUAGCCUACAUGGUUCAAGUUCUUGUUCUCCAGGAAGCAUACAUAUCACCUAUUUACUUGUCUGGUGUAGGGAAGAGGCGGAAGAGGAUGCUUCUCUUCAUUCUGAGUGAUCAUCCUGACAAGACCCACUCAUUGUUAACUUUGCUGAAACCGACAACAAAGUUGCUCUCCUUUGUCUCUCUCAAAAAAUAUUGCCAAAGAGGUGACUGUAUUUUCUGCCACCCUCACCAAAAUCUUUACCUAUAAUCUCUACAGGAAAAAGUCAAAAUGUGAUUGUUUCAUUGUUUAACUAGUAAGGCUAAACAUUUGUCUCAAUACAUUGGAGAGACUGCUAAUCAAAACAGACAGGUUUUUCAUGGGCUUAUCAGGACUAACAUAUUUUGCACCUGAAAUAGGAGCGGAGAAUGAAAGCCGCUUUAUACUAAUCUGCUCAUUUUUAAUGCACUCCAGAAAUGAAGCCUGGGGACAGAAAAUCUGUUGCCUAACGAUAGCUGCUUUGUAGUAUUUCAAGGCAAUGGCAGCUGGAGCCCGAUGCCAUGCAUCUUAUGGAAAAGAACUAGGCUGUUGUGAAAGGCAUAUGAACAACCCAGAUGGUCCAGAGCAGGGAAGAAGGGGGGUGGAGUCUGAGGGUGGAAGAGCAGCCCAGAGUUAGAGGUGGGGGCAUCUUUGUGGCUGGCACCCAGGUCAGACCUGGGAGGAGGGAAGCUUGCUAGUGAAGAUUGGCUGCUGGCUACCCCCAAGAGGCUCCUUUGCAAACUUAGAAGGGGUGGUGCUAAAUAACCUGGAGCAGAGGCUUUGCGUGAAUCCAGCUUCAGCUCCUUCCAUCUCACUGAUAGUGACAAAUAUAAAGAGCCACUUGGAGAGCAGAGAUUUGCUUUCCUGGGCAUAGGUACCUGGUUUCCAUAGCAGGUACUGGCAGUUCAAUUUGGCAGGGAUUAGAACAGAGCAGUAGUUAGUUGCCAGUGGCACCUGCGGCAACUCACUUGCCUCUUUUCCAUCAAAAACAGCGUUAUCUCUGGACCAUGAUCUUUCUCUAUCGGUGGAAUGUCCUGGAUGCACUACUACUGGUUCUGGUGCAAGGCUGUGUGCAGUCCAUGAGUCAGGAGUAUGAUUACUACAGCUGGCCUUCAGAUAACUUUCAGCAUGGACGCUUCUAUACCAAGCAAUCACAGUGUAUGGACAUCCCAACUGAUCUGCAACUCUGCCACAAUGUCGGUUACAAACGCAUGCGCUUACCUAAUCUGCUGGAGCAUGAAUCUAUGCCUGAGGUCAAGCAACAAGCCAGCAGCUGGGUACCUCUCCUGGCCAAGAGAUGCCACUCAGACACACAAGUUUUUCUCUGCUCUCUAUUUACACCCAUCUGCCUGGACCAGCCCAUCUAUCCAUGCCGUUCCUUAUGUGAAGUUGUGCGUGAUUCAUGUGCGCCUGUCAUGGAAUCCUAUGGCUUCCCCUGGCCUGAUAUGCUCAACUGCAACAAAUUUCCCUUUGACAACGACCUCUGCAUCACAGUGCAGUUUGGAAACAACCAAGUUACUCAGCCACCAGUGUCAAAGAUUUGCACACAGUGCGAGAUAGAACACAAAGCAGAUGGCAUCAUGGAGCAGAUGUGUUCCAGUGACUUUGUGGUCAAGAUGCGCAUCAAGGAGAUCAAAAAGGAAAAUGGGGAGAGGCGAUUAGUGGCCACUCAGAAGAAAAAAAAACUGCUCAAAGUGGGGCCACUGAAACGCAAGGAUACCAAAAAGUUGGUACUGUAUAUGAAGAAUGCAGGCACCUGUCCUUGUCCUCAGCUUGAUGACCUCAGUGGCAGCUUUCUGGUUAUGGGCCGAAAAGUGGGUGGGAGACUGCUAGUCUUGGCCAUUUACCGCUGGGAGAAGAAGAACAAGGAAAUGAAAUUUGCAGUUAAGUUCAUGUUCUCUUAUCCAUGUUCCUUGCACUAUCCAUUCUUUUAUGGAUCAGACCCCCACUGAAAGCCCCACACACAAAUAUCCUUUUUUUGUGGGCAGGCUGACAUCAAGAUACAAGCUGUUAGAGCCCAUUUUUCCAAGAAUUCUGUUUUUUGCAGGAUAAUUGGGUUUGAUCAAAAAUAUUCUGAAGAAUCCUGCAUGUUGUUGAUAUUCAUAUGACUUCAAAGAUCUUACAGAAAUUCUUCCUCAUCCUUCAUAUACCAUCAGCUGUCAAAUCAGAAAAGUUUUUGUGGCUUCAAAUUAUAACAUCAU
Ahaetulla prasina is the source of this 2432-nucleotide messenger RNA. RefSeq names its product secreted frizzled related protein 5 (gene SFRP5). The record is from RefSeq and is a predicted model, not a curated record. The transcript is spliced from 3 exons. Gene Ontology annotation, molecular function: Wnt-protein binding. Gene Ontology annotation, biological process: canonical Wnt signaling pathway; negative regulation of canonical Wnt signaling pathway; non-canonical Wnt signaling pathway. Lineage: Eukaryota; Metazoa; Chordata; Lepidosauria; Squamata; Colubridae. The coding region runs from base 1239 to 2183 and encodes 314 amino acids.